AGUUAAUUCAACCUUAUGAUAAUGUUGAGAGGUCUUCUGAGUGCAACGAUAGACAUUAGCUGUUUAAAACAGUCGAAUACAAUUAUCUGGCGAGGAAAAAGUACUUUAGAAAUGAAUAAUAAAUUUAAAUUACCUGCCCGCUACGGAGCCGGCGAAAAGAGCGUCUGGGUUGAGUACAUCCAGUUAGCCGCAGAUUACAAACCGGCAGUGAAUCUUGGACAAGGUUUUCCAGACUACCAUGCACCAGAACAUGUCACUAAGGCACUCUCAGAAAUUCCUGUGGGUGAUAAUCCACUGCUUAAUCAGUAUACGAGAGGAUUUGGACAUCCCCGGUUAGUUCAAAAUUUAGCAAAAAUAUACUCCCCGCUGAUUGGUAGAGAAUUAGAUCCAUUUAAUGAAAUAUUAGUGACGAGUGGUGCUUAUGAAGCUUUGUUUUCUGCAAUUCUAGGUCAUGUGGAAGAGGGAGAUGAGGUGAUUGUUAUUGAACCCUUCUUCGACUGCUACGACUUCAUGAUCAGGUCCGCAGGCGGUACUCCUAAGUUCAUUGCUUUAAAGCCAAAAUCCACUGGAGGACAACUAACAUCAGCCGACUGGAUCCUCAACGAACAAGAGUUAUCGUCAUUAUUCAACAGCCGAACAAAAAUGUUGAUCCUGAACACCCCUCACAAUCCACUCGGCAAAGUGUUCACGGCACAGGAGUUGGAGACAAUAGCAAACUUGUGCAAAAAGCACAACGUCUUGUGUCUCUCUGAUGAAGUAUACGAAUGGAUGGUCUAUGAAUCUAACAAACAUAUUAGGAUAGCUGCAAUGCCCGGUAUGUGGGAACGGACAAUCACCAUUGGUUCAGCGGGUAAAACCUUCUCCGUUACUGGCUGGAAGACAGGCUGGGCCUAUGGGCCCGCUAACCUCAUGAAGAACCUUCAAGUUGUUCAUCAGAACUGUGUAUACACAUGCUGUACUCCUGUACAGGAAGCAGUCGCCCGAUCGUUUGAAUUCGAACUAGCUCGAAUCAACACACCGGAGUGCUACUUUGUCUCCCUCGCUAAAGAGCUCAUCUCCAAACGGGACUACUUAGUUAAAGUACUGAGAGAAAACGGCUUCAACCCCACCGUACCAGAUGGAGGGUACUUCAUUGUAGCCGAUUGGUCGAGUCUUGCAAAGAAAAUAGAUCUUACAUCGGAAACAGACAAGUACAAGGACUACAGAUUCACUAAGAAAUUUGCGAAAGAGGCCGGAGUUCUAACAAUACCGCCCUCAGCUUUCUACUCGGAGGAACAUAAACAUCUCGGCGAGAACUUCGCAAGAUUCUGCUUUAUCAAGAAAGACGAAAAUCUGUCAUUAACAGAAAAAUUACUGAAGGAAUGGAACGCCAAGAAGUAAUUUUAUAAAAUUACAUGGACUCUUUGUGAUAUAUAUAAUUAUUAAAAUUUCAUAUAAUAUUUAAAUAUCCAUACUGUAUUAUACAAUUGUACUUGAGGCUGUAAGCCGAGAAACAAAGCCCAUUCCACGAAACAAUCUCCCAAGGGGAAUAACCCUUGUGGGCUCAUUGAUCAAUGCGCGUGACCUUCUGUGGCCAUAUUAUUUCUUAGGAUUGUCUUAUAAUUACCGCAUUCGUCUCCUUAUCUCUAGCCGCGCGCAUCGACCAAUGAGGUACGAGUAUUUCGUUCCCUAGGAGUUCGAUUCGUGGAAUGGACUAUAUAAACAUCAGCACUAAAAAUGUAUUUUUAUAUAAAGUUUUAUUUAAUACAAAUGAAUGUUACGUAAAUAAAAUACAGUACUUUUUAAAUAAAUGUGUUUUU
Molecule: messenger RNA, 1799 nt
Organism: Vanessa atalanta (red admiral)
Lineage: Eukaryota; Metazoa; Arthropoda; Insecta; Lepidoptera; Nymphalidae
Gene: Kyat
Product: kynurenine aminotransferase
Exons: 10
Coding region: 16-1380 (454 amino acids)
Biological process (GO): biosynthetic process
Cellular component (GO): mitochondrion; cytoplasm
Molecular function (GO): pyridoxal phosphate binding; L-kynurenine:2-oxoglutarate transaminase activity
Source: RefSeq, a predicted model, not a curated record